Molecule: messenger RNA, 1209 nt
Organism: Spirodela intermedia
Lineage: Eukaryota; Viridiplantae; Streptophyta; Magnoliopsida; Alismatales; Araceae
Source: the annotation of a GenBank genome assembly
AUGGAGGUGAUGGUGCCGGUGGCGGCGGAGUUCCAUGCGGACAGUACGUCGUCGACGCCAUACGCAAGCGCUCCGACGAGCCCGCGGCGGGGCGGUGAGUGGUCGGGGCGGUACUACACAAGCGCUCCGGCGAGCCCUUCUCGCGCCGCCGCCAUCUUCCGGGAGUUCAACGCCGCCAUGGGAAGCCCUCGGCUAGCUUCAAGGUCUUCCGUCAUCCCCUUCGAGUGGGAGGAAACCCCUGGCACGCCGAAAUCGCAGCAGACGGCGGCGGAGGAGGAGGAUGAGGACGUUGAUUUCGCGUUCGACUUCAGCGGGCAGCUCGAUAUGGGCGGGUCGUCGCCGUUGACCGCCGACGAGCUCUUCGAGAAGGGGAUGAUCCGCCCCCUGAAGCUGCCCCCUCGGCUGCAGUACGUGCCGCCGCCGCCGGCAGUCAACGGUGAGAAGAGCCCGGGUAUAUCUCCGAGGUCGCCCAGGUCUCCGAGGUCGCCGGCGAUGAGGUUCCGGCGUUCGCCGCGGCGGUGGGGGACGCAGGAGGACUUUGACCCAUUCACCGCUGCCAUCGAGGAGACCACCAGAGGACGCGACCGCGCCGGCGACGAUAAUACCGGGCGGCGGAGCCGCCGCGCCGCUAGAUCUCUGUCCCCUCUCCGGCGGGUCUUCGACUUCAACAGCAAGCCGGCGGCGGCCGCCGCCGGCCACGCUCCGGCGACCGCGGUAUCCACCUCGGCGGCGGCGGCGGCGAUGAGGUGGAUGAAGGGCGGCGGCACCAUGAAGUGGCGGCUAAAGGACCUCCUCCUCUUCCGGAGCGCCUCCGAGGGGCGGGCCACCGGCGGCGCCGCCGACAAGGACCCCCUGAGGAAGUACACGGCGCUGUCGCCGUCGUCAGCAGCGAUGCUCUCCCGGAAGGGCAGCGCCGCCUCCGCCGCCUCCACCGCCUCCAUCGCCUCCAUCUCCCCCUCCGCUUCCGCGGGCGAGGAGGUCAGGAACUCGAGCUUCCGCUCCACAGACGGCGGCGGCUCGGUAGGGGGCAGUUCGAGAAGGGGAGCAUCUGCGCACGAGCGACACUACGCCGCCAACCGUGCGGCGAAGGAGGAGAUGAGGAGGAAGACGAUGCUCCCUUACCGCCAGGGACUCUUCAGCUGCCUCGGAUUCAACCCCGCCAUCAACGGCGUCGCGAAGGGCUUCUCCGCCUUCCGCACCCGCCCAUGA